This is a messenger RNA of Xiphias gladius (swordfish), 5816 nucleotides long. It is a transcript of the gene prdm16, whose product is annotated as PR domain containing 16. The transcript is spliced from 15 exons. The record is from RefSeq and is a predicted model, not a curated record. Gene Ontology annotation, cellular component: nucleus. Lineage: Eukaryota; Metazoa; Chordata; Actinopteri; Istiophoriformes; Xiphiidae. Bases 57 to 3746 code for a protein of 1229 amino acids.
UGAAUGACCAUGAAGAAGCCUCCCCUGACAGCUGCGUCAAAAAGGUGGUGGAUGACAUGGGCAACGUCAAGUUUGCGCUGGACACAGGCCCAGACGCCACAAGCAACAGCUGGCUAAAAUACGUCCGCUCUGCCGCGUCAUUUGAGGAGCAGAACCUCACUGCCUGUCACCUCACCGGAGACCAGAUUUAUUAUAAAGCUGUGCGGGACAUUGAAGCAGGGGAGGAGCUUUUAGUGUAUAUGAAGGACGGUAUUUUCCCCGAGGGAUCCAUGGCACCCAACCUACAAGACGAGCAGAUGUACCGCUGUGAAGACUGUGAUGAGCUGUUCUCCUCAACGCUUGAGCUACGGCGGCACCAGAAGUAUUCGUGCUCCAGUGCCGGCUCUAUCUUUGACCCACUGAGAGAGGACUUCAAGCAGGAGCGUGAGGACAGCGAUGAGCCCGUCCACGAGUGUAAAGACUGUGAGAAGAUCUUCCCAAACGAGUACAGUCUGGGCCAACACAUGAUAGUCCAUACAGAGGAGAGGGAAUACAAGUGUGACCAGUGCCCCAAAGCCUUCAACUGGAAGUCCAACCUCAUCCGCCACCAGAUGUCACAUGACAGUGGCAAGCGCUUUGAGUGUGAAAACUGUGAUAAGGUACAGCAUACCCAGCACGUGUUCACAGAUCCCAGCAACCUUCAGCGCCACAUCCGCUCCCAACACGUGGGGGCACGUGCUCACACAUGUCCUGAGUGUGGCAAGACAUUUGCCACCUCAUCAGGCCUCAAGCAGCAUAAGCACAUCCACAGCAGUGUCAAACCCUUUAUCUGCCCUGAUGGGCUGCGUCUUUUUGCUCCCCCAGGCGAGGUGUGCCACAAAUCCUACACCCAGUUCUCCAACCUCUGCCGACACAAGCGUAUGCAUGCUGACUGCCGCACCCAGAUCAAGUGUAAGGACUGUGGGCAGUUGUUCAGCACUACCUCCUCCCUCAACAAGCACCGCCGCUUCUGUGAGGGCAAAAACCAUUAUGGCUCUCCUGCAGGGAUGUUCAACCCUGGCAUCCCCAUGAGCUCCAGCCCCAUCUUGGCCAAGGCCAAGUCCCAUCAUCCCCACCUUCCAGGUCUAAACCAGUCAGGUUUAGGAUUCACUGACUACUUUCCCUCCCGACCUCACCCUCAUGCUGGCUUGCCCUUCUCCCCAGGACCCCAUGGUUUCCCAUCCCUCCCACAUGGUUUCCCAGGUAUCUUCCCCCCAUCACUGUAUCCACGACCACCUUUAUUGCCGGCCAGUCCAUUGAUAAAGAGUCCGCUAGGCGGCAGCAGUCAGGAGGUGAAGCUGCCUCGGAGUCCCCUAGAUGCACCUCCACUGUCCCUGGUUAGCUCGACAAACAGCAAUGGAGGUAACGGUUUGAGUCAGGUGGAAGACAAAGAGAAAGAGAACAAACUGGAUUUGUCUUGUAGUGGAGAAGCAAAGCCAAAAUCCAAAAUGGCAGACAUGUCUGAUGGAAGUGAUCUUGAAGACAUUAAUACCACAAGUGGGACAGAUUUAGACACCACCACUGGAACUGCUUCAGGUGAUGGUUCUGACCUGGAGAGCGAUGGAGAGAGUGAACGAGAGCGAAGUGGUAAAAGAAGGAAACCAUCUGGGGCCAUUUCAAGUCAAGAAGGCCACCAGUUAGAAGACACGAACAGUGCGUUGAUAGCAGCCGUGUCUAGUUCGGGGAACCUCACCAUUGAUCGUCCAUUUAUCUCUUCUGCAACAUCCCAGCACUCCUUCUUCCCUCCACCUGAUGAGCAAGCCCUCCCACCCACCACCACAAAUGCCAAUGCAGCCACCACAGAUUCCAUCAAAGCUAUCGCUUCUAUUGCAGAGAAAUAUUUUGGUCCAGGUUUGAUUGGUCUUCAUCAGGAGAAGAAAAUGGGUCCAUUGCCCUACCAUUCCAUGUUUCCCUUCCAGUUCUUGCCAAACUUCCACAACUCCCUCUAUCCCUUCAGCGCUGAUCGAGGCGCCCUCAAUCCUAGCAUGUUCUUUAAGGCAGAGCCCAAGUCACCUCGGGAGCAGCUGCACAAGAUAGUUUCAGGUGCCCCAGGGGCUCCUGUUUCCACAGCAGAGUCACCAUUUGAUCUCACCACAAAACCCAAGGAGACCAAGUUAGCUCUUCCCACCCCAACAAAUCCCUCAAACCCCAACAGUAGUACUGGGAGCAGUAGUGGACCUUUAGCAAUAUCUAGCGGUGAGGAGCAGCCAUUGGACCUCAGCAUUGGCAGCCGUAGCCGAGGUGGUCAUAAUGGUGUGGCAGCUGAGCCACAAAAUCGAAAGAACAACAUCUAUGGAGUUGGAAAGGGGGUCUCCAUCAAGGACGAAACCCCAGCUGGGUUUCCACAGCCCCACUCCCAGUCAUUGCACCAAUCCUCCAUCCCCCAGCACCAGCAGCCCCAGGCACAGCCACACCAGCCACCACCCCUGCACUAUGCCAAGCCCUCAGCAUUCUUCAUGGACCCCAUAUACAGCAGGGUGGAGAAGAGGAAGCUACUUGACCCCGUAGGUGCUCUGAAGGAAAAGUUCCUCAGGCCCUCACCACCACUCUUUCAUCCACAGAUGUCAGCCAUGGAGACCAUGACAGAGAAGCUGGAGAGCUUUGGCGCUCUAAAACUUGACCCGCCGCCCAAUUCGCUGCAACACUCAGCUCAUCCGCUGUUCAACUUCCGCUCACCCCCACCUUCCCUCUCAGACGCCAUCCUCCGCAAGGGCAAGGAGCGCUACGCCUGCAGGUACUGUGGGAAAAUCUUCCCUCGUUCGGCAAACCUCACCAGACACUUGCGGACUCACACGGGGGAACAACCCUACAGGUGUAAAUACUGUGACCGCUCAUUCAGCAUCUCAUCCAAUCUUCAACGCCACGUUCGCAACAUCCAUAACAAGGAGAAACCCUUCAAGUGUCACUUGUGCAACCGCUGCUUUGGUCAGCAAACCAACCUCGACCGCCAUCUCAAGAAGCACGAGCAUGAGAACAUUCCUGUGAGCCAACAGUCCGGGAUGCUUUCCAACCUAGGAACCACCAUCUCCUCGCCAAACUCCGAGCCAGACAAUCAUGCACUUUUAGAUGAGAAGGAGGACUCGUACUUCUCAGAAAUCCGCAACUUCAUUUCAAACAGUGAGAUGAACCAGGCCUCCAGCUCCAUGGAUAAGAGAUCAGACCAGGCGGAGGAGGAGCGCCCACCAAGCCACAGUUUGUCCAACUCCAAGCUAGGGCUCCAGGGGCUGGAGGAAGAGGAAGAGGAAGUGGAAGGCGAUGAUGAGGAGGAGGAGGAAGGCAGCCUGACAGAGAAGUCUCAUGAUGAGGCGCCUGAGUCCCCGUCUCCCGUCACAACAGGAGUGUAUGAAGAGGACGAGGAAGAGGAGGAGACAGAGACAGCUCCAUUGGCUAUGAGCUAUGAACACACUCGCAGGUGUAUAGAGGAGGAGGGCUCUCUUUUGGACUUGGAGGGCCUGCCCAGCUUUCCCAAGAGCCUGGAUGGGUUACGUAAAGCAGCCAGUGACGAGCAACCUUUUGACGUUAAAGACAUAUUUAACACUUCACUAGAGUCGGAGGCACUGAAAGAGACAUUGUACAGGCAGGCUAAAACCCAGGCUUAUGCAAUGAUGCUGUCUCUCUCGGAGAACAACCCUUUGCACGCGCCCUCCCAGAACUCUCUGGACGCUUGGCUGAGCAUGGGAGGCGGACCGUCUGAGACGAGCAGCUUUCACCCGCUCAACCACAUCUAGACGAGAGAGAGAAGAGGUGGGAGGAAGAGUAGGAGGAACAUAAGUUUCGCAAAUGGAUAGAAACAAGAGACUGAGUGGACAUGAGUAGUGAGAAGACGUGGAGGCCCGGAGAAGAAUUCAGUGUCACAUACAUUCAAGAUAGAAAGAAUGUGUUUGUGUGGAUACAUGUGUUCAUUUGUGUGGGUGUGUGUGUGUGUGUGUGUGUGUGUGUGUGUGUGUGUGUGUGUGUGUGCGUGUGUGUGUGUGUGUGUGUGUGUCUCUGCGUGUGUCUGUGAGUGAGUGAGAGACAACAAGAGGAGGUAGAGAUUGUCCCUAGGUGAGGGGUCUCACAAGACUCUGUCAAAGAGAAAGCACUGCUAAGCUCCUGUUGAUGUGAAGGACAUGAUGAAUGCUUCUCAACAGCAUUGAAAUUCUGCAUUACUCUGAUCCUCCCCAAGUCCACAAGACUCACUCCAGCACCACAGACACCCUUGCGUAAGGCUCUCAUAAAGACACUUAAUGACUAGUAUGUCUCUGAGGUCUGUGUAUACCGCCUACUACAAGCACUGCAGAAUCAGCACUGCGUUAGCACUGCAUGUCCACGAGGUGGUGCUGUUUCGCCAGGAACAUAGUGGGCGCGUGCACUAUUGUCUCCAGGUUUUUCCCAACCAAUCAUGGGCGACUCAUGUACUGACCUUGUUUCAGUUGCAAGUGCAGAAUCACCAAUAGCACCACCCUAAAUGUUACUUGAGGAAAUGACAGUUCCAGUAGAGUGAUUUGAUUUUUUGAAUGAUUAAAUGGAGAAUGAUGUUCAGUGUUCAAAUGUGCACAGCAACUGGUGAUUUUAAUGAGCUAUCUGGGACACUAGCCAUUGUAAUUGGUUAGCCAAUUUGAUCAUGCUGAAAAUGAAUCGAAAUCAUACUCAAAAAAACGAGGAAGUCUUUCUCUGCUUGUUUAUUUCAUCGUCAUUUGUUAAUUUUAUUUACUUACUUUCCUCUUAGAUACCACAGUAUUGUUUCCUUGUAGGCACCACAGUGCUAAAUUGUUAAUAUAAUUAUUUUAGAGAAGGACCAAAAUUGUAUGAUAUUGUCAUAUGAUGUAAAAAAUAACCUAGAUGUUCAUAGCAAGAGUGGUAUGUGCCAAAUAACCAAUAGAAAAUGUUUUGUUCUCUGACAAUCAUUUCAUGUCCAAGGGGCUUGCAUUGCUGUCAUAGUUUUUUUUUUCUUAUUACGCUCUUAUAUAUUUGAUUUCAGAAGUGUGUGUAUGUAUUUAUUUCUGGUUGUUUUGUCAUGACUGGAGGAGUGAAAAUGAGGAAAAGUCAUUUUAUCCCUCUUUUCUUGUUGCUGAAGGAAUGAGCGCCUAUCAGAAAGUGGGGGAGAUUCUGAAUCUCGUUUUGAUGCGUUAGUGUGCCAAAAUGGAAAGAACCCAUGAAAUUAACUGUUGUUAUUUAUAGUGAAAGAUAGCUGUAGCUAGUUUUAGAUCUUAUUUGGCAUUGUAAAGUCAUGCAGUGGUUUUGUUGUUUUGUUUUUUUUCCCCAGUUGAACCAUUUUAACCCAGUAUGCUGAAUGUGUCUCAUUCAAAUUGGUUAAAGUAUUGGGGGGGGGUCAGGCUUGGACAUCUUUCACAUGAAUGUCAGAAAAGGGCAUUACAUUAGCACACUAUUGAAUCUGACUUAUCUCUGUCACACAAAUCUCCCUUUCCCUGUUUUUCAUUUAAUAGAUUUAGUGUAGUCUACAACAAACACUCUUUUUAAAACUUGAUGUCCUGUAUUACAUUGUUAGAAAGUCUAAAAUACAGACACAUCUGCAUGAACAUCUGGUCAUGCAAGAAGGAAGGCAAGGACUCAUGAAACCAAAAGAAACAGAGUAAACUAAACCACAGAUAGUAUUAAUAUGGACAUCACAUUCUGCCGGUCAGUCCCUCCAACACGUGUAAAAAAAAAUGUCUAGUUGAUUGUGGACAGUGAAAACAGAAGCAUUUGAUCAUGAGUUUAACUUGACAGUAAAUUCCCUGUUCUGAAAACUUAUUCCAUGUGGUCCACAAGGUAGCUGUUCCAUGGAGGGCAUGAGUCAUUUACUGUAGAUAACUGUA